AACAUUUAUCAGAUAACUCCCACAGAUAGUAGCCAGCACUCAGUCAGUCACAGUCUCAAUCAGUCAGGCAGUCGUAAGCAGGUGGCUGUGUCUCUAGUUAGUGGUUGUCGUUGGUGAUGGCAGGUUACCCUCAGUAUCCACCCGGGGCCUACCCACCCCCUCCUGUCCCCACCGCCCCGCCGGCUCAGCCACCAGUCCCAACCGCCCCUGCCGCUUACCCUCCACCUUACCCACAACAACCCUACACGCCCCCGCCGCCACAGCCCACAGCCCAGGUGGUGGUCCAACAGCAGCGGCCGCCAACGGUGGUGGUGCAGGCCCAGCCACCGCCGCCCACCGUGGUAGUGCAGGAGAAGGUGGUGGUGGGCAGGAGACCAGCCCGUCCUGGGGUAGGCGUGGGCGUGGGCAUGGCCAUGGGACUAGCGGCGGCCGGUGCCUUUCCACACCAUCACCACCACCAUCACCACCGCCGCCGCCACCACCACCACCAUCGCCACGGAUGGUGGUAGUUAGAGUAUGCAUAUGAUGAGAGAGAGAGAGGAAUGAUUCUAUGUACAAAAUAAUUAUUUUGAUUUUCAAUUCCUCAUAGUCUUUGUUUCUGGUAAAAACAAAUUUCUUAUCGUAAAAUUAAAAUGACACGAUCUUUUUCCUUCACUUUCAUAUGCUUUUUCGUGUAAAAUCUGACUUUUUACGAGUUAAUUCAGCACGAAGCAUGCCAACGAAUGUACCCAAGUUGUAAUGAACACGGCAAACACGGCACGGAUCUUGCAAACAACAGAUAACAGACACGCUGGAGCAUGCAGCACGAGCAGUGCAAACAGUGUGGCAUCACACUGCAGCAUGCAGUACGAACUGUGCAAACAAGGUGUGACAAUCACACCGCAGCAUGCAGCACGAACCGUGCAAAAAAAGUGUGGUAUCACACUGCAGCAUGCAGCACGAACUGUGCAAAGUGUGACAAUCACACUGCAGCAUGCAGCACGAACCGUGCAAACAAAGUGUGACAAUCACACUGCAGCAUGCAGCACGAACUGUGCAAACAGUGUGACAAUCACACUGCAGCAUGCAGCACGAACCGUGCAAACAAAGUGUGACAAUCACACUGCAGCAUGCAGCACGAACCGUGCAAACAAAGUGUGACAAUCACACUGCAGCAUGCAGCACGAACUGUGCAAACAGUGUGACAAUCACACUGCAGCAUGCAGCACGAACCGUGCAAACAAAGUGUGACAAUCACACUGCAGCAUGCAGCACGAACCGUGCAAAGUGUGACAAUCACACUGCAGCAUGCAGCACGAACCGUGCAAAGUGUGGCAAUCACACUGCAGCAUGCAGCACGAACCGUGCAAACAAGGUGUGACAAUCACACUGCAGCAUGCAGCACGAACCGUGCAAAGUGUGGCAAUCACACUGCAGCAUGCAGCACGAACCGUGCAAAGAGUGGCAAUCACACUGCAGCAUGCAGCACGAACCGUGCAAAGUGUGACAAUCACACUGCAGCAUGCAACACGAACCGUGCAAAGUGUGGCAAUCACAUGUCAGCAUGCAGCACGAACCGUGCAAAGUGUGACAAUCACACUGCAGCAUGCAGCACAGAUCACAAGCAAGAAUGUAGUGAACACGGUGCAGAGAACACGGGACGUGGAUGAAAGGUGACGCUGGUAAGCAAGCUCUGGGUGUACACGAGGGUUGUCCCGGGGCACACAGAGAUGAACACACACACCCGGUAGCUCAGUGGUUAGAGCGCUGGCUUCCUAAGCCAGAGGACCGGGAUUCGAUUCCCCGGCCGGGUGGAGAUAUUUGGGUGUGUCUCCUUUGACGUGUAGCCCCUGUUCACCUAGCAGUGAGUAGGUACGGGAUGUAAAUCGAGGAGUUGUGACCUUGUUGUCCCGGUGUGUGUUGUGUGCCUGGUCUCAGACCUAUCCGAAGAUCGGAAAUAAUGAGCUCUGAGCUCGUUCCGUAGGGUAACGUCUGGCUGUCUCGUCAGAGACUGCAGCAGAUCAAACAAACAGUGAAACUUACAAUCGUGUCAUGCAGAUAACCAUUAACUGUGAAGUUGAGUUCGCCAUGACACAUCCACAUGUGUAAUGAGUAAGCCAGCUGUAGCCUUGCUAACCGUGUUUUUUUUUUGUGUGUGUGUGUGAGGGGAGAAAGGUUGUACCAAUUUAUAUUAAUUUUACUUAUUUAAUUGUCAAUUAUGGUUUUAAUUGGUGUUACUUUUCAUUAUUAUAAUAAGAGAAGGUUGUACAACAAAUAAUUGAGCCUCAUUAGGGACAUCGUUUUGUUAUAUGAGGGAAGUUAUAUUUUUUGUGAUUAUUAUUUAUGUUGCACUGCAGUUACUCAUUUUGUGCCAUAUAACAUUCUUUGAACAGAAGUUUGAAUAGGACAUUAAAUGUUACUAUUACUGUAAUUCACUGUUCAAACUGUGGUUAAUAUAUAUAUAUAUAUAUAUAUAUAUAUAUAUAUAUAUAUAUAUAUAUAUAUAUAUAUAUAUAUAUAUAUAUAUAUAUGUGUGUGUGUGUGUGUGUGUGUGUGUGUGUGUGUGUGUGUGUGUGUGUGUGUGUGUGUGUGUGUGUGUGUGUGUGUGUGUGUGUGUGUGUGUGUGUGUGUGUGUGUGUAGUUUCCUGUGGCGUCAUAUAUUUUAUGAUUUCUUGUCACUUUCUCGAAACUUCGCGCUGUAAGAAAAUAAUAAGAAAAUAAUGAGCAACACAUAUAAGCUGUAUCAUCUGGUAUAUAUGAAAUAAAAAAAUUCAAUAAAUAAA
Molecule: messenger RNA, 2762 nt
Organism: Portunus trituberculatus (swimming crab)
Lineage: Eukaryota; Metazoa; Arthropoda; Malacostraca; Decapoda; Portunidae
Product: sulfated surface glycoprotein 185-like
Exons: 4
Coding region: 117-509 (130 amino acids)
Source: RefSeq, a predicted model, not a curated record